CUUAUCAAUCUCAUCUGGAUGACCAGAACAUGGUGCUUCUUUGAGAUCAUGCCAAAAACAUUUUUAUGAUAGGCUAAAUGACAAAAAAAAAAAAAAUUUAAUCCCUAACCCGAUAUAUAUGAUGCCAUUCUAAGAUAAUUUACUACUUUCGUGUAUUGAUGUACCAAAUAACUUCUAAAACUUAUUUUUCUUUCACAGGAUUCAAUACGGAAAAGCUUCAUUUCACUUUAGUGCAUCCUAGAAUUCAUAUUCUGCAAUUCGAAUUUCUAUAUUGGCGAGAGAAUGACAAAAUCCAAGAAAAAAUAAGCAAAAAGUUAUCCAAGCAAAAACAUCGAAUCUUCAACAUAUAUUUCACAAUUCGAAAAAAAAAAUUUGUCUGAUAUUAUAAAGAAUAGAACACAAUGCAGUGCCCAGAAGAACAGCCUUCAGAUUUAUCUGUUUAUUCUUUUGAUUCUGAAAACAUUAAAAAUUCCCCUAAUUCUUACCUUUUGAAAUCAGCAUUUGUAAAUUUACCAGAAAAUACUGAAUCAACAAUGAACUAUUUCAGUAAAGAUGCAUCUACAGAAAAUAUGUGUAGUUUUAGAAUUUCUGAGACACCUUUGUCCAAGAAUAUUCUUAGAGCAGAAUAUAUAAAUAGAGAACAUCCAUUUUCGGUUUCAUAUUAUUCAACUAGAAGCGAAGCUAAAACAUGUGCCAAAAACUCUAAUGUGGAACAGAAUCGUCGCAUAAAAGAUAGUGAACCUAAUUCAUUAUAUACAUCUCAAGAAUGCAAUAAAUAUAAUCAAAAUGUUUCAGAAAACUUAAAUAGAAUGCAAUUUCUUGAAUUUUUAGCCUUCAAAAAAGUUAGAAUCCAUCCUCUUUUCAUGUUUCCUAAAGAGAAAAUGGUAGAAAACUGGGAGCAGUAUCAACUAGUAGAGAAAGUAUGUGGUUCAAUUUACAAUAAACUUAAUACAGCGACAUCAUACAGUGAUAAAACAAUUGAUCGACCUGCUAAGCCUAAUUCUAAAGGAUUACAAGAUGCCUCAACUGCUAAUAAUAUUUGCAUUUCGAACAAAAUGCUAUCUCGUUUUUUAGUACUUUAUAGCAGAAACGCAGAAGUUUACGAAUGUUUGAUCUGUUCAUCAUUUACGUCCUAUUCUGUGGAAGAAAUGCUGUCACAUAUUACAAAGAAUCGAACCUCUGAAAGUGAUAAAGAAUGGAUGAUUGUAGAUGAUAACUCUAUGCUCUGUUCUUUAUGUCUUUAUAAGACAGGUGGAAUUCGCCGUUUUAACAUCCACUUGAACGGAAAGAUGCAUUUACAGUUACUUAGUCAUUAUAAUCACUUUAAAGAAGGGGAUAUUCAAAACGGAGGACACAUUGAAAAUGCUCGCACUAAACAUUUUUAUUGGGUCCAGUGUAACCCAUGCGGAUUUGUGUCAACGUCUUUGCAUGGGUUUAAAAUUCAUGCCAAAUCUAAUCGCCAUAUUUGUCACACUCAAUAUUAUUUGAAUCUACUACAAAAUAAGACCUUUGAAGCAGUUAAAUCUUGUCUCAGUCAAUACGAUGACCUUAAUGCCACCCAGUUAAAAUUAUUACAAAAAUCAUUUACGCUGCAAGAACUGAAAACUCGCUCUAAUUCAAUAAAACUAUGUGAUGAAAAAGCUAACUUUUCCAUCGGAGAUAAAUUGACGAUAGCUGCAGAUAAAUCAACCGAUGCAAGCUGCAAUAACUCAAACACAACUGAAAACAACAAUUCUGAUAACUACGUAAGUAAUUCUGAGACUGCAUUGUUGGAUCAAAUUAUGAUUGGUCGCAAAACUCAAGAAAAUCAAGUGCUAUUUACCUGUCCAUUUUGCAAUUUCAAUCGCACAUCAAAACUGGUGGUGAGGGCACACGUUCUGGAACAUUCUAAAUUGCUUUCAGAGUUAGAUUGCCCUCUCUGCUUUUUGGGCUUUAAUGAAAAAUACUCUUUAGAACGUCACGUGACGCAAUUCCAUCGGAAAAAUACCUCGGAGUUCACGGUGGCUAAUUCAAGCGAGAACAACACCAUUUCCAUUGAUACGACGAGCACAGAUAAAUCGAACGAUAGUCAAGAAAUGUCAGAAGUUCCAUUGGAGUUUAUCUUCCAUAAUGUGUCGAAAUUGAAAAAUUUCAUUGAGCAGCUAUCGUUUGAAAAAACGAUAUACGGAGUUGAAGAAUCGUCAAACGGUGCGAAUCCUAACACCCAACUCAACUCUCCAAUGCAAAGUGUAUCAAGCUUUCCUAAUAAACUAUUGAAAGGUGAUAGCUAUUCUGACAAUAUGAAUCCAAAUAGAAAGAAACAAAGAAAAAGUUAUCGUAACAUAACCAAAGAGAAGAAAACACGUAAUUGGAAUUCAAAUCAUGAAAAAGAUGAAGAUAUUUUCCCUCAAUGGAAUAACUAUCUUCCAAUGCUAUCUGAAUCACCAAAUUAUACUGUUAAUAACUCUGUAGUGCCACAUUUUGCGCCAAUUUCACCCGUGCCAAAUUGUUUGUUUCCUUGUUCAGAAUUGUCACUGUACUCUGCAGCAAUGAAUUCUCAAGCAACUGUUACUCAUUGUGGAACAGGAAUUGCAAGACAAUACUCUUGAAGUUAUUUUAUUUGCAAAAUAUAGUAGCAAAUGAUGCUUCGUAAUUGCCGCCCUUAAUAUCUAAAUUAAGAAUCUUUGUAUUCAAAAAUGAAGUCGGUGAAAUAUACACACUAGGCUUCGCAAAUUAAUAACUAAGCAAGGAAAAAAUCUUUUCAAUGUUUCUCGAAUCAGUACUGAGGAAAUCGGGACUUAGAAUAUUACAAUCAUUUUUAUUGCUAUGUGCUACUAAAAGUUGUCCUGAUAUCGCUUUUUUUUUAACUCCUCUGCUUCUUUCUUCAAUCACAUAGGAUUUGAUGCUUUUAAUCUGCAUUUUCCCUGAUGAUUCAUCACGUUUUUACAACGAUUUUGUAUUUUUCUCGCUCAUACAUAAAUUUUCUAUCCGAAAAGUAUUAUUUUUUAAUUUUGACAAAGAUUCCAAAAUUAUAUAUGAAGGGCAUUUAUCACGAAACACUAUCUAUAUAUAACUGAAUGUGAGGCUAGUGUACCAUAUACACCGAAGAGCCAUUACAUUAUGACCACCCUCCAUCUAUAACAAUUGGCUCGCCCAGGUUUUUUCAUGGGGCACAUUAGGACC
Parasteatoda tepidariorum (common house spider) is the source of this 3162-nucleotide messenger RNA. RefSeq lists its product as uncharacterized. Gene Ontology annotation, biological process: regulation of transcription by RNA polymerase II. The record is from RefSeq and is a predicted model, not a curated record. Gene Ontology annotation, molecular function: DNA-binding transcription factor activity, RNA polymerase II-specific; RNA polymerase II cis-regulatory region sequence-specific DNA binding. Lineage: Eukaryota; Metazoa; Arthropoda; Arachnida; Araneae; Theridiidae. Gene Ontology annotation, cellular component: nucleus.